This is a messenger RNA of Alternaria conjuncta, 1092 nucleotides long. RefSeq lists its product as uncharacterized. The transcript is spliced from 2 exons. Lineage: Eukaryota; Fungi; Ascomycota; Dothideomycetes; Pleosporales; Pleosporaceae. Gene Ontology annotation, molecular function: protein binding. The coding region runs from base 1 to 1092 and encodes 363 amino acids. The record is from RefSeq and is a predicted model, not a curated record.
AUGGCGCAUCCACCCCAAGGACUACUAAGCCUCCCGAAUGAGCUUCUCCGCGAUGUCGUUGCGCCCCUCAGUCCAGCCGACCUCCGCCACCUGCGUGAAGUCAACCACCGAGCCCUCGACUUUAUCCUCGACUAUUCUCGACCAUGUUUCACUGGACUCGCCGAGCUACCAAACGUGCUUAUUUUGGAGGUUGUCGCGCAUUUGACCGACAGGGAUCGAAGCCGACUUGCACGGACGAACUUUCGAUUCUACUCCCUGAUUAUGGACGCUAUCCUGGACAAAGAGGUGCGGACACAGGGGGUCAAGCUACUCGAGUUAGCAUUGAGGACAGGAAGCAAGGGCUUGAUGAGACGACUCCUACUCAAGGGUACGGAUGUGGAUAGACAGUUUUGCCAUGGCUGGGGUUACUAUCUCAGUGACAGCUGUUACUUGGCAAGUUCACAUGCCACAACACCUCUGACAUCCGCUGCGUACCACAGCGACGUAAAGAUGGUCGAACUACUCCUACAGUUCGGUGCAAACGUGCACGCACUUUCCAACUACUGGAUCCAUGAGGGAUACAGAAUGGGUAUACGGUCGGCCACACCACUAUCAUUUGCAGCAUAUCUUGGAAACAGACGCAUAGCUGAACUGCUCAUAGAAGCGGGAGCGAGUCCGAUAAUCGAGGGUAGGUCUGAGAUGCUCUCUAUAGCUAUGAAUAGACGACACGAGCCCAUCGUUUCAUUGCUUUUACAAGCCCUAGACUCUGCAAAACAGCUUAGCGCGUCAGUCAUAAGAGAGCUCAUCCAAAUGGCUUCCGGACCACACUUUCGAUCCCUUUCCACAAACGUAAUCAUACAACACGAGCACGUCAUCCUACGGCAUCUACCCCCUGCAUCAGUCGACAAAGGUCAAGUUCCAGAUACGCUGCAACUGGAAAGCUCGCUAUGGUUGUCAGUCAUCUUCUACAAAUCAGAGGACGACUACAACUCCAGCAAACAAGCUAUCUUGACUCAGCACUACAAGGUGUUAUCUCGCUUGACGCCUGUAAAGAGAGCGUCCUCAAGAGGGAGCUGCAUCAAGAUGUCUUUCAAAUUGUUCAAGCAUUGCUAG